AUAUAUAUAUUUGUGUGUGUGUGUAUAUGUGUGAACUAUGUGGUGAUGAUGGGAGUCAAUGGACCGGAUCCCACCUGAGAGUAAAUAACGUGACACUGUGUGUUUCCCAUCAUCUGCUGUUCUAUACACAUAUAGGAAAAGGAGAUCAUGGAAGUUUAAUAGUAGAAGAAAUGUUGUGUUUUCUCUCAGAUCCGGUCAGUAUAACAGUGAAUUCUGGUGACAACAUCACCCUGGAAUGCUUGGUCCUGGUCUCGGGUCCCCUGGAAGCCCUGAUGUGGAUCAGACCAGAUUAUGGCCCCCUCUACGUCUUCUUCUACCGGGAUGGACGACCUCUAGAAUCCUUCCAGCAUCCAUCGUUUGUGGGACGAGUGGCUCUGAGAGACGCAGAGAUGAGGGAUGGAGAUGUCUCCAUCAUCCUAAACAACGUCACCAUCAGCGACAUAGGAACCUACGAGGGUCACGUAGCCAUGAGCUCCCAACGAAAGAAACGGGCCCCGUCUGAGCUCAGGUGUAGCAUCAGCCUGAAGGUGGAAGACUCAGGUGUUACAUGUGAUGGCAGGAACAAAGGAAGCUUGGACCUCCGGCGGCUCUUAGAAGAUCUACGCGUCUCUGUUCCAGUUGGACUCGGUUUGCUUCUUAUUCUAGUAAUAACUGGGAUUUGUGGAAUAAGAAAAUGUCCUGGAAGUAAAGGCAGCUCUCCUGGAGGAGAAAGACCUGAAACAGUAACUACACCCGAAUCUGAGUUACAGCAGCCACCCACACCAACAUAAACAUGGAUGUCACAUCACCUUU
Molecule: messenger RNA, 792 nt
Organism: Melanotaenia boesemani (Boeseman's rainbowfish)
Lineage: Eukaryota; Metazoa; Chordata; Actinopteri; Atheriniformes; Melanotaeniidae
Exons: 3
Coding region: 27-770 (247 amino acids)
Source: RefSeq, a predicted model, not a curated record